This is a messenger RNA of Cajanus cajan (pigeon pea), 2929 nucleotides long. Its product is annotated as homeobox-leucine zipper protein ROC5. NCBI's taxonomy places the organism in Eukaryota, Viridiplantae, Streptophyta, Magnoliopsida, Fabales, Fabaceae. Gene Ontology annotation, molecular function: DNA binding; lipid binding; DNA-binding transcription factor activity, RNA polymerase II-specific. Gene Ontology annotation, biological process: regulation of DNA-templated transcription. The record is from RefSeq and is a predicted model, not a curated record.
CAAAGUAAAAGUUGAGAAUAUGAAGAGAGAGAAAGAAUAGAGAAAGGGUCUAUCAGAUUUCAGAAGAUUUAGAGAGAGAAACUCUGCAUGCCAUUUAGUGAAGGAAGAGAACCAACCAAGGAGACAGACAUUGGAUUCAAAAUGGGAUUUGGGUUUUGAGUUUUGAGUUUUGCUUCAAAGGGUCUUGGUUUUGAUUUGGGUUUCAGAUAGUUGAAAGCCAUUGACUUUCUGAAUUCUGAUUCUUUGAGUCAUUAUCCCAGGUAGAGAGAGUGGAAGGAUCUGAAAAUUUAAACAAAUAAGAAAGAAUUUGUUUUUCUGCAUUUUGCUUGGGACUGCUAAACUAAAAGCAUAGGAAAAUGGAAGGCCAUAGUGAAAUGGGUCUAAUUGGAGAAAGUUUUGAUACUAGUAAUUUGCUGGGGAGGAUGAGGGAUGAUGAGUAUGAAAGCCGCUCUGGAAGUGAUAAUUUUGAUGGUGGAUCUGGUGAUGAUCAAGAUGGUGGUGAUGAUCAGCCACAGAAAAAGAAGAAGAAAUACCAUAGACACACUCCUCAACAAAUUCAGGAGCUUGAAGCGUUCUUCAAGGAGUGUCCUCAUCCUGAUGAGAAGCAAAGAACAGAUCUUAGCAAGAGGCUUGGCUUGGAGAAUAAGCAAGUCAAGUUCUGGUUUCAGAACCGACGAACCCAAAUGAAGACGCAAAUGGAACGUCAUGAGAACAUGAUUCUUAAGCAGGAGAAUGACAAGCUCCGAGCUGAGAACAGUGUCAUGAAGGAAGCUUUGGCAAAUCCGAUAUGUAACAGCUGUGGUGGUCCAGCCAUUCCUGGUCAAAUUUCACUGGAGGAACACCAGACUAGAAUUGAAAAUGCUCGGCUAAAGGAUGAAUUGAACCGAAUAUGCGCAUUAGCAAACAAGUUCCUGGGCAGGCCCCUCUCAUCAAUGGCCAGCCCCAUGCCUCUGCCGGCCUCAAAUUCUUGUCUAGAGCUUGCUAUAGGAAGAAAUGGAAUUGCUGGUCCAAGCAAUUUUGGGAUGUCGUUGCCAAUGGGACUCGAUGUGGGAGAUGGGGUUUUGGGCUCCUCACCUAUGAUGGCUAACAUGAGUUCUAGAUCACCAAUGGGAAUGAUGGGAAAUGAUGUCCAGAUGGAGAGAACUAUGCUUUUAGAUCUUGCAUUAAGUGCUAUGGAUGAAUUGGUUAAGAUGACUCAGGCUGAUAGCCCUCUUUGGAUUAAGAGUUCUGAUGGCAGGAAUGAAGUGCUGAACCAUGAGGAGUAUGCAAGAAUGUGUUCUCCUUAUAUUGGACCAAAACCUGCUGGUUAUGUAACUGAAGCUACUAGAGGAACUGGAGUAGUAUUAGCCAACGGUUUGGCCCUUGUGGAAACAUUGAUGGACGUGGAUCGAUGGUUGGAGAUGUUUGCAUCUAUUGUUGCUAGUGCUGCCACUCUUGAUGUAAUAUCUAGUGGCACUGGUGGUACCAGAAGUGGGGCUUUGCAAGUGAUGCUUGCCGAGAUACAAUUGCUUUCUCCACUCGUCCCUGCUCGUCAAUUGAGUUUCCUCAGGUUUUGUAAGCAGCAUGCAGAAGGUGUAUGGGCUGUGGUUGAUGUUUCACUGGACAUUGCUCGUAAUGCUGCCAAUUUGCACCCACUAGUGAGCUGCAGGAGGCUUCCUUCUGGCUGUGUUAUUCAGGAUAUGCCCAAUGGUUUCUCCAAGAUUACUUGGGUUGAACAUUCCCAAUAUGAUGAGAGUGUGAUACACCAACUUUGUCGGCCGUUGGUUAGUUCUGGCAUUGGCUUUGGUGCUCACAGAUGGAUUGCCACCCUCCUAAGGCAGUGUGAAUGCUUGGCAAUCCUCAUGUCCACUCCUGGCACAUCUGACGACCCCACAGUCAUGAACCAAGCCGGUAGGAGGAGCAUGCUGAAGCUUGCGCAGCGCAUGGCCGAGUACUUCUGCUCAGGGAUCUGUGCUUCAUCUGCACGCAAGUGGGACAUCCUUCCUAUUGGUAAUCUGGGCGAUGACAUGAGGAUCAUGGCCAGGAAAAAUGGGGACGACCCUAAUGAGGCUCCUGGCAUUGUGCUGAGUGCAUCAACUUCUGUUUGGAUGCCGGUGUCACGCCAAAAGGUGUUUGACUUUCUGCGUAGUGGACAGUUUAGAGGUGAGUGGGACAUGCUGUCCAACGGUGGUCCAAUGCAGGAGAUGAUCCGGAUUCCCAAGGGACAGGAAGAUGGAAAUUGUGUUUCCAUCCUUACUGCUAAUAGCACAGACAGCAAUGUGCAAUAUCUGCAAGAGUCAUGGACUGAUGCCUCCGGCUCGAUGGUGGUGUAUUCGCCGAUCAACAUGCAAUCCUUGAACGUGGUGAUGAGCUGUGGAGAUUCGUCCUUUGUUGCUCUCCGUCCGUCAGGCUUUGCUAUUCUGCCAGAUGGCCAUCCGGUCAACAGCGAUGGCAGUGAUGGUGGUGGCAGUUGCCUUCUUACAGUUGGGCUACAAAUGUUGCAGAAUGGCAACCAAACAUCCAAGUUCACUGUGGAGUCAGUUGAAACUGUUCAUAACCUCAUCUCAUGCACCAUUCAGAAGAUCAAAGAUGCACUAGGAGUUGCAUGAAGAAUGAACCAUUUUUUUUUCAUUUGAGACUUGAUCACAAAAAAAUAGACAAUUAUUUUUUCUUUUUGAAAGAAAGCAUAAUAGGGGGUCUUAUAUUUGGGUGUAUAGAGCAUUCUAGAGUAGAGGAAGAGGCUGAGACAGAAAAAGGGUUUGAGUCAAGAACGAACCAAGAAAGAGCAACUUGCUUUGCUUUGUGGUGGUUCGGGUAUUGACUCGUUACCUGUUAGUCUUUGCUCUUUACAUAUCUAAAAUUAUAUUGUCUAUUAUUCUUACACCCUCUUUCUUAUAGUUAAAGUGAAACUUCUCAACUUUGCUAUUAGAUUUCAUGUUCGUUUCUUGAA